Molecule: messenger RNA, 1491 nt
Organism: Lycium ferocissimum
Lineage: Eukaryota; Viridiplantae; Streptophyta; Magnoliopsida; Solanales; Solanaceae
Product: cytochrome P450 94A1-like
Exons: 1
Coding region: 1-1491 (496 amino acids)
Molecular function (GO): heme binding; iron ion binding; oxidoreductase activity, acting on paired donors, with incorporation or reduction of molecular oxygen
Source: RefSeq, a predicted model, not a curated record
AUGGCUAUUGAGUCAUGUUGCUAUUUGGUGUUUUCUCUCGUGGGAUUGUUCUUUCUUGCUUUAUUCUUCAUUCCUUCAAGGAAAAAUCAGCUUUACCCAAAAUCCCAUCCCCUAAUUGGUUCCUUGUUGGAAUUUAUAAGAAAUCGCGACCGGCUUAUCCAGUGGACUUGUGAAAUUUUCGACAAGUCAUCGUCCUCCACAUAUACACUUGAAGCUCCACUCGGGCGGAAUAUCAUAAUCACUAAAGACCCUUCCAAUGUCAAGCAUAUUCUCAAGACUCGCUUCGAUAACUACCUCAAAGAGAGCACGCUCAAAGCAGCUUUAUCAGAUUUUUUCAGGGAGGGCCUUUUCCUCGUCGAUGGCUCGGAAUGGAAGUCAAAGAAACAGACUUUGCGCCAUGCUUUCGAUCCGAACGCAUUUCAUGCUUAUAUAUCUGUAGCAGAGGAAGAGCUCCCCGGUCGUCUUCUCCCUUUUUUAAGUAACAUAGCAGCUCAGGAAAAUGCUACAAUUGAUCUCCAGAAUACAUUUAAGCGACUCACAUUCGAUUUGAUAUUUCGGAUUGGGUUUGGGUUCGAUCCGAAAUAUCUAUUACCUUCUCUGCCAUCAACCCCUUUAGCCUACACUUUUAAAACUGCACUGAUACUCAGCAUUUUUAGGUAUAUUACCUUACCCCUGAUAUGGAAAGCUAAGAGGUUCUUCAACACAGAAUCCGAGAAAAGACUCCGUAUCAUGGUCGAUGAAUUUCACAAGUUCGCUGGUAACAUUAUCGUGGAAAAGAAGGAAAGAUUAGCCGCGAUCACGGAUUUCGAGGACAAGGACUUGCUUGCAAGAGUAAUGACAAGGGCACAGGGCGAUCAACUAGACGACGCGUUCCUCAUCGAUGCAUUUACUAACUUUGUCUUGGCAGGACAGGACACACUCUGUUCGGCUUUAUCAUGGCUUUUUUGGCAGAUCUCGACUAACCCGAAUGUGGAACAAGAAAUUGUCAGGGAAAUUAGUGAGAAAGAUCGUUUGAACGACAUGGUUUACACGCACGCUUGUAUAUAUGAGAGCAUGAGACUCCAUCCGCCCAUCCCACUGAACACAAAAGAAGCAGCGGAAGACGAUGUUUGGCCUGAUGGGACAAAGGUGAAAAAGGGGACGACCAUAAUCUACCACAUAUACGCUAUGGGAAGGUCACAAGAAUUGUGGGGAUCAGAUUGGGCUGAUUUUCGUCCCGAAAGAUGGUUGGAGAAAAGAAGAAGUAGUACUGGCACAUAUGUUUGGAAUUUCAUCGCCAGAGACGCUUUUACGUAUCCGGUGUUUCAAGCAGGGCCAAGGACUUGUUUAGGAAAAGAAAUUGCGGUUAUGCUGAUAAAAAUGGUGGUUGCCACCAUCCUAAAGCGCUUCCGAGUCAUUCCGGCUCAGGACAAUUUCUCUCCACAUUAUGCUAUAUUUAUAGCAUCAAGGAUAAGACAUGGCUUUCCGGUAAGAAUCAUAGAGCGUCAUUGA